UGCCCCGCCCGCGCUCGCCCGCGCGCCGCAGCGUUGGCCGUUGUCGGCCGUUGGCCGCCGCAGCCGUUGGCGAUGAGCGCGGCGCCGGGCGCGCAGGGGCCGGCGUGCGCCGUGGGGGCGCCGGCGACGUCGCCGUUGCGCUCCCUCUUCCGCCACGUGCGGCUGGAGAACCUGGCGGCGGGGCUCAGCGGCGGCGUCAUCUCCACCCUGGUGCUGCACCCGCUAGACCUGGUCAAGAUCCGCUUCGCAGUAAGUGAUGGAUUGGAGCUGAGGCCUAAAUACAAUGGGAUUCUCCACUGUAUGACCACUGUCUGGAAGCAUGAAGGACUGCGAGGCUUAUAUCAAGGGGUAACUCCGAACAUGUGGGGAGCUGGGGCUUCCUGGGGACUUUACUUUUUUUUUUACAAUGCCAUUAAAGCUUACAGAAAGGAAGGGAAGCUGGAAAAUCUAAGUGCAACUGAACACCUAGUGUCAGCUGCAGAGGCUGGAGCUAUGACCCUCUGUAUUACAAACCCAAUAUGGGUAACGAAGACUCGACUUGUGUUACAGUAUAAUGCUGGUGUUGAUCCAUCAAAGCGGCAGUACAAAGGAAUGCUUGAUGCUCUUAAGAAGAUAUACAAGAAAGAGGGCAUUCGUGGCUUGUACAAGGGAUUUGUGCCCGGUCUGUUUGGAACUUCACAUGGAGCACUUCAGUUCAUGGCAUAUGAGGACUUGAAACUGAGAUACAACAAGUAUAGGAACAGACUAUCAGAUACAAAAUUGAACACUGUGGAAUACAUAACAAUGGCAGCUGUAUCCAAAAUAUUUGCUGUGUCAGCAACAUAUCCUUAUCAAGUUGUACGAGCUCGUCUUCAAGAUCAGCAUAAUACAUACUCUGGCGUAUUUGAUGUGAUCUGCAGGACGUGGAGGAGAGAAGGAAUUCAUGGAUUUUACAAAGGAAUUAUUCCCAAUGUGAUCAGAGUGACUCCUGCCUGCUGCAUUACCUUCGUAGUGUAUGAAAAUGUAUCUAGUUUUUUACUUAGUUUUAGAAAAGAGAACAAUUAAAGGUACAAGCUUGCAUUCAGAAGGAAUUUAUUCUUUGUUUUUUAUAUUUAUGAUCUGUGAGAGAUUUAGUUCAGCAGUGUACUUGGACACUGUGAACUGACUUAGUGUUUUGAGAGGAGAACCUACAGAUAGUGAAACCCUGCUUACAUCUGUUUUGCUGAAUGCACCUGAGUUGCUCCAUUCCUUGUCUCCUCUCUGAAUCAGCAGUGUCUACUUAAAAUAAUGUCUCCGCAACUGUGAAGUAGCGUGACUGGAUGAAGUGAAAACUGAGAUAAAAGCAACUCUGGAAUCUGUUACAACUUUAAAUACAAUGUCUUUAUCUGAGUCUCAUGGAGCAAGUAUGUACGUGGUUGUUUACAGCAAUGUCUGAAGUCUUCUGAGUCCAUCUCUGUGUAAUUUGUCAGAUUUAGGAUAUGGAGUGCUCCAAAGUGAUUGCUCAUCCAAUAGAAAUGCUGCCUCAAUGGGGUGCAGUUUGGAAACUUGAAGUUUUGUAAACAGUCAGCUGUCCUUUCUGGUUUUUUUGAAUAAUGGCCAAUCUAAUGAAACCCAGUUCUUGUCUACUACCAAGGCAGACUUACAAGUGUAGUUUUUGGCUUGUUCAUUUUUAACAGCAGACCAAAGUCUAUCUUGAGCACAUCACUGGCCACUUACUUUUUUGUAUGUGCCGUGUCCAUCUCUCCAUCUCCCUCUCUCCCUCCCUCCUUCUCUCUCUCUGUCUCUCUCUCUCUCUCUGUCCGUGUCUCUGUGUCCCUUGCUCGCUCUCCAUAUGUGUCUUGCUCACUGUCUCUGUGUCUCUCUGAGCAAGAGAUUGUGUCCAUCACUAAUAUGUCUGACCAAAUAAUAUUAAAAGUAGGUUACAUAAGGAAAUACAGUUUGUUUUUUUUUUUAAUAAUCAUGUAAAUAAUGUUGCAGUUUUCAAGGCACUUUAAGAAACAAAGAUGAUCCUGCUUAUUUUGAAUAAUAUUUUUUGCAAAUAUAAGUAGUCUAAAAAUGCAUCUCAGUAAAUGCAUCUCAUUUGAAUAAUGUUUAUUUGCAGGACAAAAAUUGCUGUUAAGGCUAUGCAGUUUUUGGAGAUCUUGGGGAUUUUAAUUCUUCAUUAAGAAAAUGCAUUACUGGCUAGAGCAUCUGCUUUCUACUGUUAGCAUGAAGGUAUUAAGCAUCUAAAAAGUACUAACUUAACUGAAGAGGAAAGAACUUAGCAAAGGUUAUCAACAAGCGGGGGGAAAUAAUCACUUUCAUAAGUGAUUACCAGAAACAAGGCUUUAAAGCAGAGGUUUAGAAACUGCUAUAGCUUUUAGGUUAAAAUUUAGAAAACUACAAGAGCUGCUCAGUAUUUUGAAUCUGUAUUCAGCAAUCCACUACUUGCUUGUUUCAACUGAUACUAUUGGCAUGUGAUAACGUUUUGUGUAUGCUUAACUUUUAAAAUAAUUUACACUUUCUUUUCCCUGAUUUCACGUCCUAAUCAGAUGCAUUUGAUGAUAUACUGUGGUAUCUCAUCUGAGAAGGCAUGUUACCAUUAUGGUUGACCUUGUUUUUUAUUAUAAAAGCUUUCAUGUGUAUUUGGCUGAAGAUCAAAUUUACUUAAAGUUUACCCUGCAAAUUACUGCAUAGAUCAAUAAUCCUAACAGUUAUUAACUUCUUGUGCCUUAAGAGUUUUUACUUGGUUUUGUGUGUCUUCAAGUAUGUAAAAAAGAACUUAAUGGAACAUUGAGUUAACUCUGUCAUCCAAGAUGCAAAAUAUAUUGUGAGGUUAUGGACAUACGAAUAAACAUGAAGAAAAUAACAGAA
Rhea pennata is the source of this 2832-nucleotide messenger RNA. RefSeq names its product solute carrier family 25 member 32 (gene SLC25A32). The record is from RefSeq and is a predicted model, not a curated record. Gene Ontology annotation, cellular component: mitochondrion. The coding region runs from base 73 to 1044 and encodes 323 amino acids. Gene Ontology annotation, molecular function: folic acid transmembrane transporter activity; FAD transmembrane transporter activity. Lineage: Eukaryota; Metazoa; Chordata; Aves; Rheiformes; Rheidae. Gene Ontology annotation, biological process: nucleotide transport; folate import into mitochondrion. The transcript has 7 exons.